Molecule: messenger RNA, 558 nt
Organism: Entamoeba invadens IP1
Lineage: Eukaryota; Evosea; Mastigamoebida; Endamoebidae
Exons: 1
Coding region: 1-558 (185 amino acids)
Molecular function (GO): DNA binding, bending
Source: RefSeq, a predicted model, not a curated record
AUGAGAAAAAACCAAAAUACACAGCCAGCAAUAGGAGAGGAAAUAGCAUUUCUGAAAGAUAAAAAGAGGGAAAGUGUCCUAAUGAGUGAAAAGAGAAAAAGCGUUCAAAAGACAAAAACUUGGAGAAGCGAAAUGGUCCAAGGUUUUUAUGGAAGAAAAAAGAGAGGGGGAUAUAAAGGGUACGCUGAUCAAAAAACAAAGGAAAUGCCAAAGACAGCUGGAAAGCCCGCCAAGACGAACAAAGCAAAAGUCGAGAAAAAACCAAAGAAGGAGAAAAAGACGAAAGACCCAAACAAGCCCAAGAAACCACAGACCGCCUAUAUGCUCUAUCUUAAUGAGCAUAGAGCCGAGAUUAAAGAGAAGUUCCCAGACAUGAAAGUUACAGAAGUAGCCAAGAAGGCUGGCGAAAACUGGAAAGCCAUGGGCGAAGAAGACAAAAAGCCAUAUCAAGACAAGGCUGAUAAAGCCAAAGAAACUUGGAAGACUGAAAUGAAGAAAUAUGAAGAGAAAAAGGAUGGGAGUGCUGAAGAGGAAGAAGGUGAAGAAGAUGACGAAUAA